Messenger RNA from Phyllostomus discolor (pale spear-nosed bat), 1909 nucleotides. Its product is annotated as plasminogen activator inhibitor 1 RNA-binding protein-like. The record is from RefSeq and is a predicted model, not a curated record. Lineage: Eukaryota; Metazoa; Chordata; Mammalia; Chiroptera; Phyllostomidae. The transcript has a single exon. Gene Ontology annotation, molecular function: mRNA 3'-UTR binding. Gene Ontology annotation, cellular component: cytoplasm; nucleus.
AUGCGCCGCCGAGCCACCAUCACGCCUAGGCAUUUACAGGAAGGCUUCGGCAGCGUAGUCACCAACCGAUUCGAUCAGCUAUUUGACAACGAAUCGGACCCCUUCGAGGUGUUGAAGGCAGCAGAAAUCAAGAAAAAAGAAGCCGGCGGGAGCGGUGUUGGGGGCCCUGGGGCCAAGAGUGCAGCUCAGGCCGCGGCCCAGACCAACUCCAAUGCAGCAGGCAAACAGCUGCGUAAAGAGUCCCAGAAAGAUCGCAAAAACCCACUGCCGUCCAACGUUGGCAUGGCUGACAAGAAAGAGGACACGCAGCCGCCAGUGGCGCUUAAGAAAGAAGGAAUAAGACAUGUUGGAAGAAGACCUGAUCAACAACUUCAGGGCGAAGGGAAAAUAAUUGAUAGGAGACCAGAAAGACGACCACCUCGUGAACGACGAUUUGAAAAGCCACCUGAAGAAAAGGGUGAAGGAGGAGAAUUCUCAGUUGAUAGACCAAUUAUUGACCGACCUAUCCGAGGCUGUGGUGGUCUUGGAAGAGGUCGAGGAGGCUGAGGAUGUGGAAUGGGCCGAGGAGAUGGAUUUGAUUCUUGUGGCAAACAAGAAUUUGAUAGGCAUAGUGGAAGUGAUAGAUCUUCUUUUUCACAUUAUAGUGGCCUGAAGCACGAGGACAAAUGUGGAGAUAGUGGAUCUCAUAACUGGGGAACUGUCAAAGAUGAAUUAACUGACUUGGAGCAAUCAAAUGUGACUGAGGAAACACCUGAAGGUGAAGAACAUCCAGUUGUGGACACUGAAAAUAAAGAAAACAAAGUUGAAGAAGUAAAGGAAGAGGGUCCAAAAGAAAUGACUUUGGAUGAGUGGAAGGCUAUUCAAAAUAAGGACCAGGCAAAAGUAGAAUUUAAUAUCAGAAAACCAAAUGAAGGUGCUGAUGGGCAGCAGAAGAAGGGAUUUGUUCUUCAUAAGUCAAAGAGUGAAGAGGCUCAUGCUGAAGAUUCGGUUAUGGACCAUCAUUUCCGGAAGCCAGCAAAUGAUAUAACUUCUCAGCUGGAGAUCAAUUUUGGAGACCUUGGCCACCCAGGACGUGGUGGCAGGGGAGGACAAGGUGGCCGUGGACGUGGUGGACGUCCAAACUGUGGCAGCAGGACUGACAAGUCAAGUGCUUCUGCUCCUGAUAUAGAUGACCCAGAGGCAUUCCCAGCUCUGGCUUAACUGGAUGCCAUAAGACAACCCUGGUUCCUUUGUGGACCCUAAUUCUCUGAGGUUUUGUAUGCUUAAGGAUCCCAACCAAGAAGUUUAAAAAAAAAAAAAGACUGUCAUUCAUACCAUUCACACCUACAGACUGAAUUUUAUCUGUUUUGAAAAUGAACUUCUCUUGCUACAUGGAAGUAACAAUAUGGUAGUCAGUUUUGUAUUUAGAAAUGUAUUGGUAGCAGGGAUGUUUUCAUAAUUUUCAGAGAUUAUGCAUUCUUCAUGAAAAUUUUGUAUUGCUGCUUGCAAAUAUGCAUUUCCAAACUUGAAAUAUAGGUGUGAACAUGUGUACCAGUUUAAAGCUUUCACUUCAUUUGUAUUUUUUAAUUAAGAAUUUAGAUGUUCCCCCAGUUACAGACUGGUUUUAAAUAUUGGACAUAAUAACAGUUUUAGUACCUGCUUUGCAUUUACACACAUGGUCAACUGGGACAUGUAAACUCUUGAUUGUUAAAAUUUAUGCUGUGUGGAAUACUAAUGACUAUGUAUUUUAACUUAGUUUUAAUAUUUUCAUUUCUGGGGAAAUCUUUUUUCACUUCUCAUGAUUGCUGUUAUAUGCUAAAUCUUUAUAUACAGAAAUAUGACUUGAACAAAUUCAAAGCACAUUGGUUUAUUAAUCCUUCUUCUUGCAUGGUUCAUUAGGUUCAAAUUAUAAUUGACAAUUGGAACUAUA